AGGGAGGAAGUACACCGAGUACAGCGGCGCACUCAAGCAGCACACACACCACAGCAGCCUCGACGAGAAGGAGGGAACUGUGCAAGCUGCGGGGAGAACCACGAGAGGAGGACCUGUCGUUUCCGUAACGCAGAGUGCAGGCAGUGCAGAAAAUUGGGACACAUCGCCCGGGUGUGUCGGGCUCGACUCACCCGUCGACAAGCAUCAGAUGACCGACCCAGGAGCCCCAGGUCACACGGCACCAUGCACCAAGGCAACUCGACGGAGAUCACGGACUACCAGGUAUUCCAGUUGCCCCAUCCCAGCACAGAGAAAAUUUAUAUAGAGGUACAGAUAGAGGGAGCCCCAUGCCGCAUGGAGCUGGACACGGGUUCAACUCUAUCCAUAAUCUCGGCCCGAACAUUAAGGGAACUGUGCCCUAAUGGGGGUCCCAAACUAAGGCCGGCCCCAUUCACCCUCCGGGACUUCCAGAAACGUAAGGUCCCUACUAUGGGGGUGGGGACCUUCAGGGUGCAAUAUCGAGGGCGAAAGCAACAAUUGGACUUGCUGGUAGUUAAGGGCCCCUACGUUAGCUUACUGGGACUGGCAUGGUUUGGACCUCUGGGGCUAGCCGUUACCGGGGUGAACCGCACUAGCUUACAAGUGGACGUGGACGCCAUAUGCAAAGAGUUUCCAGGGGUUUUCGAUGGGGCAUUGGGACGAUAUACAGGACCCCCCAUUGCCCUACAGCUAGACCCCGCUGUACGACCCAUCAGGCACAAGGCCCGCCGGGUCCCGUUUGCCCUGAAACCCCGCAUAGACGAGGAAUUGGACCGGCUCGUGGAGCAAGGAGUGCUGGAGCCGGUGCCCAACGCCCCCUGGGAAACUCCAAUUGUCACACCCGUCAAGCCUAACGGUUCGGUCCGCAUCUGUGCAGACUACAAAUGCACCAUAAACAAGGCUCUCACGGCCCAUGCAUACCCAGUGCCAGUGGUCAGCCAUGUCCUCGCCACCCUGGCUGGGUCAAAAAUCUUUGGCAAACUGGACUUGGCCCAAGCGUAUCAACAGUUGCCUGUGGACGAAGCCACAGCAGAGGCUCAGACGAUUGUGACGCACAGAGGGGCAUUCAGAGUAAAGCGGCUGCAAUUUGGCGUUAGCGUGGCACCAGGCAUAUUCCAGAAUCUAAUGGACUCUCUCCUUAAAGGGAUUCCUGGUGUCACCCCCUUCUUCGAUGAUGUACUGAUCGCCGGGCCCACACCAGAGGAAUUUGAGGACCGCCUCCACUCCGUCCUGCACCGUUUCCAGACGGCGGGCCUCAAGGUGAAGCGGGAAAAGUGUUUACUGGGAGUGCCGCAGGUGGACUUUCUGGGAUUUAAGGUGGACGCAGAAGGGGUCCAUCCAACCGGUGACAAGGUACGGGCCAUUUGUGAGGCCCCAGCGCCCAAGAGCAAGCCCGAACUUCAGUCAUUCUUGGGACUAUUGAACUUUUACCAUGCCUUCCUUCCCCAUAAGGCAGCGGUAGCGGAGCCCCUACACAGACUCCUAGAUAAAAGGGCCCCUUGGGUGUGGGGCCAGCGACAAAGGGCCGCAUUCCAGGCAGUCAAGGACUUGCUCGUCUCGAACUCGGUCUUAGCACACUUCGACGAGAGGCUGCCAGUGGUGCUGGCAUGCGACGCCUCUCCCUAUGGCAUCGGCGCUGUCCUGGGACACCAACUCCCGGAUGGAAGAGAGGUGCCGGUGGCAUACUUCUCCCAGACGCUUGCUGCAGCCGAACGAAACUACUCACAGAUUGACAAGGAGGGUCUGGCAAUCGUGAAGGGCGUAAAAAAAUUCCAUGAUUUCUUGUACGGGCGGCCCUUUACCAUAGUGACUGACCACAAGCCGUUGCUUGGCCUGUUUGCCCCUGAGAAGCAGACCCCCCAAGUGUUGUCUCCACGUGUCCUCAGGUGGUCAAUUUUCCUUGCCGGCUACCAGUAUGCACUAAUCCACCGCCCUGGGAAGGCGAUGGGCCACGCAGACGCCCUCAGCAGGCUACCACUACCAGAAACAGGCCCCGACCCAGCGCCUGCGCAAGAGGUUAUGACCCUGGAGCUGCUUCCCGACCGACCCAUUCAGGCACAAGAAGUUGCGCACCAUUCCACAAAAGAUAGGGUCAUCUCCCGGGUCCUGGACUGGGUGUGGCGAGGAUGGCCCAGCAGCAGCCCCGGGCCAGAAUUCGCUGGCUACACAAACCGCAAACAUGAACUGUCGGCCCACAAGGGGUGCCUGUUAUGGGGAAGCAGGGUUGUUGUUCCCCAGCCCCUCCGCAAAAGGGUCCUCACAGCCCUACACGAGACACACCCAGGGGUAGUGAGGAUGAAGGCCCUUGCCAGGAGUUAUGUGUGGUGGCCGGGGAUUGACAGAGAGAUAGAGGCCUGGGUCCAACACUGCCAGACCUGCCAAGAAUCCCGCCCGGAUCCCCCAAGGGCCCCAGUCCAGCCCUGGGAGUCCGCCCGACAUCCAUGGUCACGCUUGCACGUGGACUUCGCUGGCCCCUUCCAGGGAAAAACAUUCUUCAUAGUGGUGGAUUCCUACACCAAAUGGCUGGAGGUCGCACUGGUACCAUCCACUACUACGGCGGCAGCCAUCCGGGUACUACGUAAGCUGUUUGCGACCCACGGGCUCCCUGACACCCUCGUCUCGGACAAUGGAACCGCAUUCACGUCAGAGGAGUUCCAGACCUUCACAGCGCAGAACGCCAUCCGCCACAUCCGCUCAGCACCAUUCCACCCUGCCACCAAUGGCCAAGCGGAGCGCAUGGUGCGGACCACCAAGGACAGCCUCCGCCGCAUGACACAAGGGGACUGGGAAUACCGCCUUGCUGCAUUUCUUCUAGCACAGCACAGCACCCCAAGCACAACGACGGGCCGGAGCCCAGCUGAAUUACUAAUGGGCCGGCGCCUUGCAACUAGACUGGACCGACUUCACCCCGACAGAGCUCAGGAUGAGGUAGUGGUGGGGAAAGGCAGGAGAGAAGGGGCAGCCCUGCCCCCUGCCUGCCUCUCAGAGCCAGUGCCUUAUGCAGAGCUGGCUCUCACCGUCGGCACCCUCUUCUCCUCCUUGCCUGCUUUCCAGAAGCCACUACAAGCUGCCCAGGUGAGGAGGCCAGCAAUGAGAUGCUGCCUUGCAGCCACUACUACCACCAUCGCUGUUGCUCAGGACAAGCCCUGGUUCAUCCCCCUCCCCGAGCUCAGUGCUGGCGGGAGAAAUAAGGGCAUUCCAGGAUCAAAACGGAAGCUGGGGCCAUCCCUGGAAAAUCAGGACAUUGUAGGAGGCUACCCCAAAGUUCAGAGACAUAGAUCGUAUGAAAGAAAUGGUGUUGCUAAGUCCUUGUUCAGGCCUCCCUUAAAACGAUUUGACUUUGCAAAUCACGGCAAAAAUGGCAGCACCAUGCAUGACAUAUACUAA
Messenger RNA from Zootoca vivipara (common lizard), 3426 nucleotides. Lineage: Eukaryota; Metazoa; Chordata; Lepidosauria; Squamata; Lacertidae. The record is from RefSeq and is a predicted model, not a curated record.